AUGAAAUUUAGUGGCGGUGGAUCUGCAUUGUGGUAUUUUCAGUACUUUGGACUUCCUUUAUCGCUAGGAGUAGUAAUAUAUAAAUUUUUAAAUAAUUUGUCUCUGCGUAAACGGAAGACAUUAUUAAAAGGCAAGGUAGUAGUGAUAACUGGUGCAAGCUCUGGUAUCGGUGAGGCUUUAUCUCAUGUUUUCUAUGAGCAAGGAUGCCAAAUAGUCCUUGCAGCAAGAAGAAUAUCAGAACUGGAAAGAGUCAAACAAGAUCUUAUCUCAAAGAAGAAAGCAUUAAGCAUAGAUCCUAUUGUUUUGGAAUUAGAUCUUGGAGCCCUUGAUCAACUCAAUGCUUUUAUCAACAAAGUUUAUGAUGUUUGUGGUCAUAUUGAUAUAUUAAUUAAUAAUGGAGGUGUUUCUCAUCGAGGCUCAAUAUUGUAUACAAAGUUGGAAGUAUACAAGCAAAUUAUGAACAUAAACUAUCUUGGAUCUGUUGGUUUAACACUAGCUGUUUUGCCAAAAAUGAUUGAAAGAAAAAGUGGUCACAUAGUUUUUAUAAGCUCUGUGCAAGGAUUAAUUGGUUUACCAGAGCGUUCUGCAUAUGCAGCAUCCAAGCAUGCCAUGCAAGCAUUUGGUGACUCAUUACGUGCCGAAAUGAAACAACAUAACGUAAAUGUUUCAGUUAUAAGCCCAGGAUAUGUUAAAACAUCUGUUUCAAUCAAUGCCCUUACUGGAAAUGGGACUCCACAUGGAGUUAUGGACGCAAAGAAGAGCACGCUUUACGAAGUAGCAUCCCUAUUGCGGAAGGCAUUUAAUAACAUUUCACCUAUUGGUAAAGGGGAAUCGGGAUUUAGGGGUACUGGUAUUUACGCAAUAAACCACGACGUGUUUUCUGGAGAAUAUUUUCUGCCAGCCGCAUUGCUCCAAUCAAAGACUACUGCCAUUAAAAACUAUGAGGAGUCAGAUGCUAUUGAUGACCCAGCACCAGAUGAAUCUUCAAUAACUGCCACAUCAAUGCAUGUUGGUUCACUGCUGCCACCACCACCAACUUCUAGCGCAGUUGAUUGUCCAGGCCCUGGC
Iphiclides podalirius (scarce swallowtail) is the source of this 1068-nucleotide messenger RNA. Lineage: Eukaryota; Metazoa; Arthropoda; Insecta; Lepidoptera; Papilionidae. The record is from the annotation of a GenBank genome assembly.